Molecule: messenger RNA, 1305 nt
Organism: Lactuca saligna
Lineage: Eukaryota; Viridiplantae; Streptophyta; Magnoliopsida; Asterales; Asteraceae
Source: the annotation of a GenBank genome assembly
CCACUCCAAAACCCAAAUUCCCAAAAUCAAUCCACCAUAAAACCAUCGCUCUGAUUCUUUCCCCUCCAUUCAGUUCACAUUUUCAAGCUCAGAAAACUUCACAAUGUUAAAAAUGUCGAUCCUCUUAGCUCCUCUUUUCUUCCUUUGUUCUUCUGUUUUAUGUCAAGAACCUUUGCAUAUUUUGACUCUAAAUCGCCAUGAUUCGUCGUAUGUGGAUCCAGUUCAAACAAUUGGGGUUUCUGUGGAGGGAGAAAAGCUUAAUCAGGUUUCGAAUAGCAUUUUAAUGGCGGAAAAUUGGCUAAGGACUCAUGUGUUAUCUCGUUAUUCAUCUGGUAAUGUAAAUUCCAUUGUUGUUGCUAACGAUCUUCUUUGUAAUGAGAAAAUCAGAAAUCGAGAAGAGCUCGUUAGGUUAACUCUGGAUGCAAUGAAGAACAUAUUGUUGACUUCUGAGCUGAAAUCGAUGAAAGAUUUGGGCGUUUUUCGAUCGGAAACAGUAAAUGUCAUCUUCCCCAUGUCAAAACAAGCAAAACCCACAUCGAGAAAGCUUCAAUUCCUCGACCCUUUGUGGUUCCCACCAACUCCGCCAUCACAGGCGGUAGAAUUCCCACCGGCGACGUUUACUCUACCCUUUCCACCAGAAACUCAGCCUCCAACGAUGGCUCCGGCGAGCAGCCCCUCUCCACAUCACAUGUUCAAUCUUCCACCCUGUAACCCAUACCCUCAUUUCUACCACGCUGCUCCACCCGUAGUCGGCAAUGGUGGUGGACGAAUGGCUGCGCCACCCACUGCGGGUAAAUCAAUGGCUGCACCACCGGCGUCAGGCGGUGGUUAUGGGCAAGAAGGAAUGUGGUGUGUGGCAAAGCCUAGUGUACCAUCGGAAAAGUUGCAGGUGGCGAUGGAUUACGCUUGUGGACCAGGAGGCGCUGAUUGUGAUCCGAUCAAGCCGAAUGGGAGCUGUUAUUCGCCGGAUUCUGUUGUUGCUCAUGCAUCUUAUGCUUUCAAUAGUUAUUGGCAGAAGAACAAGAAAAAUGGUGGAAUUUGUGGGUUUGAAGGAACUGCGAUGCUCAUUACUUCUGAUCCAAGUUUUCUUCGUUGUCAUUUCAUGCUCGACUAAGUUUAGGAUUUUGCCGAAUUGGAUGAGAAGCUGCUUGAUUUUUGGGCGCGUUUUGCAAUCUAUUGGAAUAAUUUUUAUUUUACGUACCUUUUGUAACAUAUUUAUAAUCUAUUAAAUUUUAUAAUAAUUUCAUUAAGUAUCGGGAUAUCGGGCUUUUAUGCUAUUUGAGAAUAACAAUAAACAACUUUCCA